This is a messenger RNA of Rosa rugosa (rugosa rose), 2581 nucleotides long. RefSeq names its product protein ROOT HAIR DEFECTIVE 3 homolog 2-like. The record is from RefSeq and is a predicted model, not a curated record. Gene Ontology annotation, molecular function: GTPase activity; GTP binding. Gene Ontology annotation, cellular component: endoplasmic reticulum. Lineage: Eukaryota; Viridiplantae; Streptophyta; Magnoliopsida; Rosales; Rosaceae. Bases 182 to 2191 code for a protein of 669 amino acids. The transcript has 21 exons. Gene Ontology annotation, biological process: endoplasmic reticulum membrane fusion.
AAGUUAUGAUAAUUCUUGGCAAAUUUAAGAGUUCUGCAUCUUCAAGCAAAGGAGGAGGAGAAGAAGAAGCCAUGAGCAACCCUCGCCGCCAUCCUUCAACCUUGUGUCGUAUCUCUUGAGGAGCGUUGCUUUCAAGAUCUUCAAGGUUCAACGUUUUCAAUUAUUGGACACAGGUUUCAGAAUGAAGAAAGAUGACAGCUGCAUCAUGCAACUCAUUAAUGCCAAGGGCGAAUUCAAUGCUUCCGGGCUCGACAACUUUGUCAAGGAAGUGAAGCUUGAUAGUUGCGGGGUCUUCUAUAACAUAGUUUCCAUUAUGGGCCCUCAAGGCGGCGGGAAGAGCACUUUACUGAACCAACUUUUCGGCACGAAGUUCAGGGUAAUGGACUCACAUAGGAGGACACAAACAACAAAGGGCGUUUGGAUUGCCAAAUGUGUUGGAAUUAAGGAUUGCACGGUUGCCAUGGAUUUGGAGGGUACCGAUAGCGAGGAGAGAGGCCAGGAUGAUACUUCUUUCGAGAAACAAGUUGUCCUAUUUGCGCUGGCAGUUUCUGACAUUUUGCUCAUAAAUAUGUGCUACAAAGAAAUUGGUCGGGAGCAUGCAGCAAACAAACCUUUACUAAGAACAGUAUUUCAAGUCAUGAUGCAGAUAAACAUCCCCAAACGUAAAAAGACGUUACUGUUUGUUAUACGUGAUGCUGAUACAUCAGAGAACCACCGAGUAGCCCUUAAAGAUCAAUUAUUGGACAAUAUACAGAAGAUAUGGGCUGAAGUUCAGAAGCAUGCGGGGACUCAACUCAAUGACAUUUUUGUGGUAGAAGUAGUUGCUUUGUCCCAUUAUCGAUAUGAAAAGGACACGUUUAACAAGGAGGUUGAUGAACUGAGACUUGGAAAAGCGAUGUCUAUGGCUGGUAAUAGAGAGGGUGUCAUCCCUGGCGACGCAUUCUCUUUCAGUUCACAGAAAAUUUGGGAAGAAAUAAAAACGAACAAGGAGCUGAAUCUUCCUUCUAUCAAGGUUCUGGCAGCCAACUUUAUGUGUGAAAACAUGGCCAAGAAAAAAUUCAAUCAGUUGAUCUCUAGUAAGGAUUGGUUGGACCUGGUAGAAGCUGUCAAAAAUGGUCCUGUAGAAGGUUCGGGUGAACGUCUCAGCUCAAUUCUAGACACCCAUCUUUCUGGCUAUGACGAGGAGGCCAAGUACUAUGACAAAGGUGUGAGGGACUCAAAACGACAUGACCUACUGGAGCAAACCGCAUUGGAUUUUGUGCUCCCGGCAUACACUACCAUGCUCCGCCGCCUGCAUUCUAGAACACUUGAGAAUUUUAAAGUAGAACUGAAGCAGUCAUUAAACAAUUCUGGAGAAGGAUCUACUUCAUCUGUUAGUACCUGCAUCAACUCUUCCAUGCAAAAGUUUGACCAAGGAUGUAAAGAAACUGCCAUGCAACGGGCCAAUUGGGAUUCUUCAAGCACUCGAAAAAACCUUCAGUUGGAAAUUAAUGAACAUGUUGACUUUCUGAGAAGAGAGCUGAUAAUCAACUCUAAAGAACAACUUUCUGAAUCUAUAUCUGCAAGUGCUCGGCGCCUACUUGAAGAUGGCGGACAAGACACCUGGAUCGAAAUAAGAAAGCUUUUUAAUCAUGAGACUGAAGCUGCAGUAAAAAAAUUAUCAACUGCACUUGCUCGUUUUGAGUUGGACAAAGUAACAAUUCACGAUAAGGUGCAAGAAUUGCGCGUGCAUGCAAGAGAAGCGGUGGUGAAACAAGCAAAAAGAGAGGCUGUCGAUGUCAAACUUCUGAGCGACAUGAAAGAACAGUUUGAAAAUUACUUCAAAAAACACAGCGACUCAAAUCUUGAAUUUUGGAAGGGUAAAGAAAACAUUGGAAAAAAUGCCAUGGAUGCCCACAAAAAUUGUCUUAAGCUUUUAUCGGUUAGGGCUGCCAUUCGCUUGGACGCUGAGAAGCCAGAUAGUAUUGAAAAUGCUCUCAUUUCUUCUCUAAUGGGUGAAAAUGGAGAGUCUACAAAUUCACUUACCUCAAGUGAAUGGUUGGAGUUUUCUUCGGACGAUACAAUAAUUAAACCACCGCACUGUAAGGAGUUGUGGAAGAAGUUCGAAGAACAGACGAAGGAGAUUGUCGAGCAAGCUACUUUAGCCUGGGUAUGUAAACCACCGUUCGAGGAAGACUGCAAAAGUUGCUAAAGCUGUUGGGAAAAUUGCUCUUGAACUGACCGGCGUCACGCUUCAGAUGGUUGGGAUCCAAGCACACAUAGCUGGCAUGCUAUGGCAAAACUAGUCUUUUAUGACACACAAUGUGCGUCAUAAAAGACAACUCUACGGCACAAAGAAGCGUGUCGUAAAAGACCAUGUCGUAAAAGACAAAUUUCUCUUGUGGCACACAAAAUGUACGCCGUAAAAAACAUUUUUUGCGCGUCGUAAAACACUAUUUUGUGCGCCGUUAAAGAUGUUUUACAACUUUGAUUGCGUGUCGUAAAAGACCCUUUUGUGUGUCUUAAAAGGCUUUUUUGCGUGCCGUAAAAGACCAUUUUGCGUGUCAUAAAAAAUGUCUUCAUUCACUCUCCUAAUAGACAA